Pectinophora gossypiella (pink bollworm) is the source of this 1070-nucleotide messenger RNA. RefSeq names its product alpha-tocopherol transfer protein-like. The record is from RefSeq and is a predicted model, not a curated record. Bases 150 to 1070 code for a protein of 306 amino acids. Gene Ontology annotation, cellular component: membrane. Gene Ontology annotation, molecular function: phosphatidylinositol bisphosphate binding. The transcript has 8 exons. NCBI's taxonomy places the organism in Eukaryota, Metazoa, Arthropoda, Insecta, Lepidoptera, Gelechiidae.
GCCACUUUUUCAAAAAUCGAUCCUUUUCUAAUUUACUUUUUUAAAGUGACUUGUUUAAAACAACAACCACGUUGCGUUCAAGUGCCAGUGUGAUCGUCGUAGAGCGUUUGGCGUGUGAUUUGAUUUUCGAGUUUAAAGCACCAACAAAGAUGACUCUCGAGCAGCCUGCAGGAGAGAUGUGGCAGAAGAUCCGCGAGGAGCUGAAUGAGAAGGUGGACACCAGAGACGCCGACCUGCAGCACAUCAAGGAGUGGCUCAAGAAGGAGCCCCAUCUACCUGAUGAGUUCGAUGACCAGCGUAUCAUGACCUUCCUGCGAGGCUGCAAGUUCUCCCUGGAGAAGACCAAGCGUAAGCUGGACAUGUACUUCACCAUGCGCACUGCUGUUCCCGAGUUCUUUACCAACCGUGACGUCACGCGCCCUGAGCUUCAGGAGAUCCUCAAUAUUGUUCAAAUGCCACCACUACCCGGUCUCACUCCUGAAGGACGUCGUGUCAUUCUCAUGAGAGGUCUGGACAAAGACGUAACUACCCCGAACGUGGCGGAUGCCUUCAAGCUGGCGUUGAUGCUGGGAGACGUGAGACUGGCUGAGGAGAAGGAGGGUGUGGCUGGUGACGUCUACAUCUUGGACGCGUCUGUCGCCACCCCCACGCACUUCGCCAAGUUUACCCCCACUCUUGUCAAGAAGUUCUUAGUUUGCGUACAAGAAGCCUACCCCGUUAAGCUGAAGGAGGUGCAUGUGAUCAACGUGUCUCCCCUCGUAGACAAGAUUGUCAACUUUGUGAAACCUUUCAUCAAGGACAAGAUCAAAGAAAGGAUCUUCCUCCACACUGAUACCAGUGAACUUUACAAAUACGUACCCAAAGAAAUGCUGCCGUCCGAAUAUGGUGGCAAUGCUGGUUCCAUGGCCGACCUUCACAGUGCCUGGGUGAAGAAGAUGGAAGAAUACAAAGACUGGUUUGCGGCACAAGAGGACAUCAAGGCUGACGAGUCCCUCAGACCAGGCAAGCCUACCAACUACGAUGAACUCUUCGGUAUCGAUGGCUCCUUCCGCCAGCUCGUCAUUGAUUAG